Molecule: messenger RNA, 5509 nt
Organism: Oncorhynchus masou masou (cherry salmon)
Lineage: Eukaryota; Metazoa; Chordata; Actinopteri; Salmoniformes; Salmonidae
Product: sterile alpha motif domain-containing protein 9-like
Exons: 3
Cellular component (GO): cytoplasm
Molecular function (GO): protein binding
Source: RefSeq, a predicted model, not a curated record
CAUUAAGUACCAUAUCUGAUUGGAGAGAAAUACUUUAUGACAAUAUGUAUCAAACAGUUAAAUAUGUGUAUGCACCAAGGAUAAGAUAGUUCAUUAUUAUUCAAUACAUUGUCAGCCCCAUAACAUCACACUUACUCUUUAAAAGGAUGGACUUUAUUCAAAUGCACGGGGUGCAUUAGGACAGAGUGCAUGUCUAUGUGGACUGCCCUUGCAGAAGACACACCCUGUUGCUAUGCCCGGAAAGUAGAAGCAACCACACUGUCAAGUCGUCACUUCAUAUGGUGAAUACCACUUCAGCCGUCAGUUUCAAGAUGCCGAAAUGAAAUGACAUGUAGUGUCUGCAAGAUGGAGUGGAAGAAAUUACCAUGUGGCGAAUGGACAGAAUCCCAUGUGAGCUCCUGGUUAAAAUCCAUUGGAGUGAAAGAGAAGUACAUUCUGAAACUGUAUGAAGAGGAGGUUACAGGACCUGCACUAAUUGAGUUACAGGAAAAGUAUCUACGCGAUACAAUUGACAUGAAAGGCGGCCAAAUCCAACUAAUGCUGCACAAACGAGAUGAACUUUUGAAGCCAGUACCACAAAAAACAAAAGCAGUCAGUAGCACACAGAGAGAUACCAGCCAUGUUGAAUCUAGUGCUGUGUUCACACAAGAAUCUAAAGACAAAGUUUCAAGAUCCAGUGUAAAAAUUGAAAGUCGACCCGUUUCCAUACCAAAAUCGGGCAGGGCAUCUUUGCCGCUUUGUGACUUUCGAAAAUUUGAUGACAUUGAAAAAGAAUUCAGAUAUGUAAAAAAUACAGUACUUCCACCAGAGACCGGAAUUGAAGACAUUAUUGUUCCAUGCCAUGAAUACAAGUCACUGGAAAAUGCCCACAAAUUGGAACCACAAAAACUCAAGGUCAAAGUUGCAAGUGAGGUGCUCAGAUUUGCAUGUGCAUGCAUGAAUAUGCGGUCCAAUGGCACAAUACACUUUGGGGUUAUGGAUAAAGUUAAAGGAAUCUACAAACAUGGUGAAAUCAUAGGAAUACCAGUUGAAAACCAAGAUGUAUUUGUGGAUGCAUUGGACUACAUUGAAAAGAGCUUCAGAGGAUCAGAGCAUCAGUGUGAUGCCAGGAAAUGCAUAAGGAAUCCAAAGUUCAUUGAGGUAAUUGACAAGGAGGCCAGUGAAACAACCUGGAUCAUUGAAUAUGAUGUUGUCCCCAAGGCAAAAAUGGUAAAAGACAAACUGUACAGUGUCACUAUUCCAAAGUUCAGCGAAAAAUCCAACAAAGUAAUCUAUGAGGAGAAAGCCACCUACCACAGAGUAGGGGCUAACACACCCCGCAUAUCAGAGGAUGGCCUAAUUCAUUUCAUUCAAGACCUGAGGGACAAAGAUCAACAGAGAGAGGAGGCUGAACUCUCAGACAACCAAACAGCUUCUGACUGUAGAGAGGAUCAGAAGAGAAAACUCUCCAUCCUCCUCACAUGUGGAAAAAAGUACAUGGAUGACUCACUGUUCUACAUCAUCGUGACAAACAAACUUAAACAAGAUCAUCUUGAGAACAUCAACUUCUUGACUCACAUGAAUAUAUUUUGUGUAUUUGACUUUGACCCAGAUUCUAAGACAUUGGGUCUAUGUAAGAAAUAUAAAGAGCACCAUGCCACAAACCUUCAUUUCCUGCAUGACUAUGCUAAUGAUAGUGGGGUGAAGACCACUGACUUCAUAAACCGUUUGAAGCUCUUUGAUAAACCAAGCUGGAUUUUCUGCAACGGGCGAAGCGAUUACCUUGGAGAUGAGAAACCUUGUGAUGAAAAAACCUGGAUGAAAACCAAAAAAAAGCUACUGAAAAGGGCAGUGUCCGUCAUCUGCAAUGACAUCCUUCCUAAAGGUUCAUUUGUGGUGCUUUUCUUGCUCAUGUCUCAGGUCGAACAGCCACUUGUUGAUACAUUUCAUGAAUUCUAUGCAGAAAUGAAUGGCCAUGAGGAUUUGGUUAUAAUAUCAGAGUCCAAAGAGAACUACAAAAAGUGGUCGAGCCUUGCCCAGGUAUCUUGUAGCAUGACUGCACUCAAAGAGAUCAGUAUUGUUGAAAUGCCACUGAGUCAUGUUGAUGCCACUGUUCAAACUAUUCAGCCUACAGUUAGUCGACCCACAAGGCGCUUACCAGUCUUCAACAAAGGCUUGUGCUUCUUCAAGCCAGUUGAAGAGGAUGAGAUGAAUUCUUUGGACAUAGUCAGUGUUGACCAGUGUGAUAACACAAAGGUGGAGAUAAUGGACCAAGACCAAAUCAACACCAUUGAAAAGUAUUUCUAUCAAGGUGGGAAGAUAGACUGGAUGAAUUUGUGGCUUGCAGACAAAAAUCUAUGUGGGGAGGUUAUCAAGCGAGACGCAUACAAAGAAACAAAUGACAUUCUGGAGAACAUUGUACAGCGUAGUCGAGUCAAAAGACCCAUCGAGACUGUGAAUAUAUGUCACCAUCCUGGCAGUGGUGGGAGUACAGUUGCACGACAGAUCCUCUGGAGUUGGAGGACAAAAUUGCGAUGUGCAGUUGUUAAACAAUCAAAAGAAUUCACAACUGUGUGUGAACAUGCAGUGAGUUUACGGGAAUAUGAAGAAAAGGACAAAAAGAGCUGUCUACCGGUACUGUUGCUGUUGGAAGAUUGCAAUGGAGAUUAUCUGGAUGACCUUAGGCGGGAAAUAGGCAACGCUAUUGCAACAAAAAAAAUAAGUUCCUCUGUCCUAUGUUUUAUCCUGCUCAUCUGCAAAAUGUCUCAUGAUCCAGAGAGAAUGUGCCGAGCAUUGCCGUCUCAGACCGUCGCUGUGACACACAAACUGACAGAUGGAGAGAAGACUCUCUUCUCAAGGAAACUGGAGAAACUAAAGCUGGACUUUAAACCCGACUUCAUUCUCACAUUUGUACUGAUGAGUGAGGGCUUUAAACCAAGCUACAUUGAGGGAUUUGUGAAAAAUCUGCUGGACAAAAUUGAUCAUUCAUCUCUUAUCACUCGGCUUAUGAGAUUUGUAGCAUUGUUGAACUGUUACAUUCAUGACUCCUACAUAUCUGUGUCACACUGUGAGGCUUCCCUUGGCAUAGAUAUGCACAUGGAUAAAAUCCGUUACCAUGCAUUUCUGGACUGUCUCAGCGAACAAGCUAGACUUGUUUUCAUACACCUUUCACCUUUCAAAGGAGAAAGUCCAUUACACAUCUCGUCCAUACGGAUAAUUCAUCCACUGGUGGCAAAGGAAAUUCUGAAGCAACUCUCUACAAUCUUGCCUCAAAGCAUGAUCGCAAUGGAUCUACUACAGGACAAAGUACUAAUGAACCAUAGGUUUGGCAAGGAUGAAUUUUGGAAGUCCAUCAAAGUUCUCUUCAUCAGACGUAACAAAAAAAGCAGAGGAGAUCCUAAAGACAGUUCAUUCUCUCCUCUGAUUGAACAUGUCAGCACUGAAACAGGAGGCAUUCAAACAGCUGUUGAUCUUUUGAUAGCAGCUUACACAUCUUUAGGAAAAGAUCCAUUUGUUGCCCAGCAGCUUGCACGUCUGCUUUACACAAACACAAGAUUCGAGGAAGCCCUACGUUGGGCUAAAGAGGCAAAAGAAAUCCUGCCAUAUGAUACAUUUGUCCUUGACACAUUAGGACAGGUGUACAAGCGGUGGUUUUACCACAUGCAUGACACCCUUGACAAGCAAGAAUUAGUGCCUGAAAAGGUUACUGACAUCAUUGGCACUGCUCUGAAAGGAAUUUCUGCAUUCCGUGCCUCAGAAAAAAUACCCUUAAAAAAGACAGUCAGUCUGAACAGCUCCUACUAUGGGGAGGUGGAUGUUGGAUGUAGACUGCUUCAACUCAUAUCAUCAGUUGAUGUUUUUUCAACCAAAAGGGGAAAUUCUGAGUUGAUGAAAUAUUUGCUGACUGACUACAUACCACAGGCAGUUACAAAUCCUUGGCGGAGUUUCCACAACCAGUUGAAAGGAAUGCAAAAGAGUAUUUACCAUGCUCUUGAGUGCAUUUCUGAAGACCUCAGUUACUUUCAGACAGACAUUAGUGAUGAGGAAGAGGAACUUGACACAAGAGAGCCUGAACAAGUACACAAUCCAAGGAAAUGGCUAACAAGGACAAGUGCUGUGUAUGCUGGCUUUUUUUGUAAUGUUUCUGAUCUAGGCAACCCAAUGCCUGACAACAUUGAUGCUGAAAUAGCCACUAAUCCUGAAAUAGCCAACCCAUUCCAAAGAAAAAUGAAAAUUUAUGAGCUAGGGGGAGGAAACGUCACGUCCAUCCUGUCAUUACUCUAUGAUCAGAAGACAGAGAGAUCUGCUAAAAAGCUGGAGGCAAUAAUUGGCAUGUAUCCAGAAAACCUCAAAAGGAAUGACCUUGACCAGACAGAACUUGUCAACUUCAUAUUUUGUCAGAUAGCUCUUGCUUGUGCUUUACCUGGCUCAUCAAAGUUACUUUUACCUCAACAACUCCAAGAUCUCAGCAUGAGAUUUAACACAUAGGGAAAAAACAUGUCAACAGCUAGUGCUCUCUUUCUUCUCUUACUUCUGCUCUGGCCAGAGGAGCCAAGCAGAGAGAACACUAAUCCAGCUCAUAGCCAAGUUCUCAUGUCAGCAAUUGAUGCCCUUCAGAGACUUUAUGAGCUCAAAAUUCAACAUGUUCCUCCAAGGAAGAGUAGAAUAGCGACCCACUUCUUUCUUGGAAAGGCAAGGGGUCUGUACAAGAUUGUCCACAAGGGUCUGAUUGAAAAGCACAUAAAAGGAAAUCUCAGUGAAAGAAGAAUGAAGUGGCUCGGAGGUGAGGUGUGGACAACCCCCGAGGUUGUACGAUUGCUGAAACGUGUUGAAGGAUGGACAGAAAAUGGACACCUGUUUGUUCAGGGUACAGCCAAAGGGAGCAAGAUCAGGGUCAUUCCACGAUAUUCAGCCUCUCUACCAAAUGCAAACGAAAAUGUCACUUUCUACCUAGGCUUUUCUUUUGACGGGGUGCUUGCUUUUGACAUUCAAGUUUUGGACUAAUCUAACAGAUCUAAGGAUUAAUGCUACAAACCACAAGCAUUAAUACAAAAUAAGCUCCCAACAUGAUCGCCUACUACAUUAUCUAAGAGCUGUUACGAGAUAUCGCCAGUCAACAGGUGACACUGCUGUUUAAUCUGAGUUUGGUAUUCUAUUGUAGCAGUGAGCCAAGUGAGGCACUGUUUCCUACGCACUGCAUGGAGUUGUAUGCAUGCAAUCCUGAUAAUGCUGAAGUAAAGAUACUUAUAUGAACCAUACCUUGCUCUUGUAUUGUAUAAUAAGUACAUAAAACAUGAUGUCAAAAGUCAGAACCAAAAAGAUAUGUCCUCAACGGAGAAAAGCAUUCUAUGAAGGGCCUUGCCCACAAGCUAGCCAACAACGAACGCAAAAAAGAAACAAACGGCUUACCUGGCAAUUCCUGUAUCAGAGCCCAAGGACAAGAAGAGCGAUAUAUAUGAUAACUGGACAUUCUUUUGAGCACAAUGGUAAAACUAAGAGAUAUCUACCUGUCUGGAAAAAAAGGAAGAAA